Messenger RNA from Chanos chanos (milkfish), 3891 nucleotides. RefSeq names its product cache domain containing 1 (gene cachd1). The coding region runs from base 1 to 3891 and encodes 1296 amino acids. Gene Ontology annotation, molecular function: voltage-gated calcium channel activity. The transcript has 27 exons. Gene Ontology annotation, cellular component: voltage-gated calcium channel complex. Lineage: Eukaryota; Metazoa; Chordata; Actinopteri; Gonorynchiformes; Chanidae. The record is from RefSeq and is a predicted model, not a curated record.
AUGGCGAUACGUUUACGGACAGGAUCUGUGAUUUUCCCCCGAAUUUCCUCGUCAGUGCGGAUUAGGUACUCUCGACUUCAUUCGACUAACUUUAAGGUUUUUACUUGGAGCGUUGCUGCUUUUCUGACCCUUCUGUGCGCUGGGCUUUGUGGUGCUGAAACGGAGUUUUCGAUUUUGGAGGAAGCACAAGUUUUGGCCGUGCAAAUGAAAAAGCUGUCUGCGCACGAGCUUGGAGUCUUUAACAUGCAGAGAAUCUUCAGCUCGUUUGUGUACACAGAGAAGACUUCCAACGGAGAGACGGAGGUACAGCAGCUUGCCAAGAAGAUUCGUGAGAAGUUUAACCGAUACCUUGACGUGGUGAACCGUAAUAAGCAGGUGGUGGAGGCGUCUUACACCGCCCACCUUACCUCACCUCUUACAGCCAUCCAGGACUGCUGCACCAUCCCUGUAUCCAUGAUGGAAUUUGAUGGGAAUUUUAACACCAACGUUUCCAGGACAAUUUGCUGUGAUCGGCUUUCUCCAACUGUCAACAGUCGUGCCUUCAACCCAGGACGUGACCUGAACUCAGUGUUGGCCGAUAACUUGAAGUCCAACCCAGGCAUUAAAUGGCAAUACUUCAGCUCAGAGGAGGGCAUCUUCACUGUGUUUCCCGCUCACAAGUUUCACUGCAAGGGCACUUAUGAGCACCGGAGCAGGCCCGUGUAUGUGUCGGCAGUGAGGCCACAGUCGAAGCAUGUUGUGGUGAUGAUCGAUCAUGGAGCGUCAGUGACGGAUACUCAGCUCCAGAUCGCCCGUGACUCUGCUCUUGUCGUCCUCAACUCCAUCGAUGAACAGGAUAAGAUCUCAGUGCUGUCUGUGGCGGAUGUGGUCCGUUCCUGUUCUCUCGACCAGUGCUAUAAAAGCUUUUUGUCCCCAGCCACCAGUGAGACAAAGAGGAAAAUGACAACCUUCAUUGGCAGCAUCAAAGCCUCUGACAGCCCCACCCAGCAUGCACUGGGCUUCCAGAAGGCUUUCCAGCUGCUUAGGAACACCAGUAAUGUCACCAGACAGCUGACCAACACUGAUAUGGUGAUAAUUUACCUGUCAUCGGGGGUGACGUCUGGGGAUGGCUCUGAACAGGAGAAGAGAGCAACGCUUGCUGUCGUGAAGGAGGAAAACAGACAUUUAAACAACUCCGUCAUGAUCCUCACCUAUGCCCUAAUGAAUGAGGGUGUGACAGGACUGAAGGAGCUGGCAUUCCUAAGAGACCUGGCAGAACAGAACUCAGUAAAGUACGGUGUUCCAGAUCGUUCUGCGCUGCCGGUGGUGAAGGGCAGUAUGAUGGUUUUGAACCAGCUCAGUAACCUGGAGACCAGUGUGGGUCGAUUCUACAUCAAUCUUCCAAACCGUAUGAUUGACAUGGCUGCGUUCAGCCUACCCUAUGCAGACCCUAUGGGAGACGGCUUCAUUAUGACGGCUAGUCGACCUUGUUACUUUGGAAAUCUGUUGCUGGGGGUGGUGGGGGUGGAUGUGAACCUGGCCUACAUUCUAGAAGACGUCACAUAUUACCAAGAUUCCCUGGCCUCUUACGCCUUCCUCAUAGACAAUAAAGGAUACACACUGAUGCACCCCUCCCUGACACGGCCCUAUCUGAUGACUGAACCCCCUCUGCACACGGACAUCAUUCAUUACGAGAACAUCCCCGGGUUUGCAGCUGUGAGGCAGAACAUACUCAGCCUGCCUUUGGGCAGUCAGGUGAUCACUGUGCCGGUUAACUCCUCUCUCUCUUGGCACACAAACCGUCUGCGAGACAACAGCCAAGAAGCCUAUAACGUCAGCUAUGCAUGGAAACUGGUGCAGGACACCUCAUUCAUCCUGUGUAUUGUGUACAUUCAGCCUGAGACCCCAGUCAAACAGCUGAAGAACCUGAACACGGCUCCCAGCAGCAAACUUCUCUACCAUCGUCUGGAUCUGCUGGGCCAGCCCAGCUCCUGCCUGCACUUUAAACAGCUGGCAACUGUUGAGAGUCCUACAGUAAUGUUGUCAGCUGGAAGUUUCUCUUCUCCGUAUGAACACCUGAGUCAGGCAGAGACCAAACGCAUGGUGGAGCAUUAUACUGCCUACCUCAGUGACAACACACGCCUAAUAGCCAACCCGGGACUCAAGUCGUCUGUAAGGAACGAGGUGAUGGCCACCAGUCACGUCACAGACGAGUGGAUGAAUCUGAUGGAGAUGAGCAGUUUAAACUGCUACAUCGUACGCCGUUACAUAGCAACGCCUAAUGGGGUGCUGCGGAUUUAUCCCGGCUCUCUGAUGGACAAAGCCUUUGACCCCACCCGGAGACAGUGGUACCUACACGCCGUGGCCAACCCGGGACUGAUCACCUUCACAGGGCCGUACCUGGACGUGGGUGGAGCUGGCUAUGUUGUCACCAUCAGCCACACCAUUCAUGCCUCCAGUUCUCAGAUGGCGCCGGGGUACACUGUGGCAGUGAUGGGAAUUGACUUCACUCUGCGUUACUUUUAUAAAGUGCUGCUGGAUCUGUUGCCCAUCUGCAACCAGGACAAGGGCAAUAAAAUCCGGUGUUUCAUCAUGGAGGAUAGGGGAUACUUGGUUGCCCACCCCACACUGAUUGACCCCAAAGGUCAUGCACCUGCAGAACAGCAACACAUCACACACAAGGAGCCGUUGGUGGCUAAUGACAUCCUUAACCAUCCAAACUUUGUGAAGAAGAACCUGUGUAACAGUUUCAGUGACCGUACUGUUCAGCGUUUCUACAAGUUCAACACCAGUAUAGUGGGUGACCUGACGAACCUGGUGCAUGGUAGUCAUUGCUCCAAGUACCGCCUCACACGCAUCCCAGGAACCAAUGCAUUUGCAGGCAUCGUGAACGAGACAUGCGAUUCGCUGGCUUUCUGUGCCUGCAGCACGGUGGAUCGCCUUUGUCUGAACUGUCACAGGAUGGAGCAGAAUGAAUGUGAGUGCCCCUGUGAGUGCCCCCUAGAGGUGAACGAAUGCACCGGCAAUCUGACUAAUGCGGAGAACAGGAACCCGAGUUGUGAGGUCCAUCAGGAGCCUGUGUCUCUGACAGUGAUUGAGUCCAGUCUGCAGGAUACUCUGCCCCAGUGCAUUAACACACGCUGCAGCCAGCGCUACACCAGCAGUGACUGUUUUGGCGUUCUGGACUGUGAGUGGUGCACUGUGGACAGUGAUGGGAAGACUCAUUUGGUGAAGCCAUACUGUGCCCUGCAGAAGGAGUGUUUUGGGGGCAUCGUGGGAGCCAAGAGCCCUUAUGUGGACAGCAUGGGCCUGACAGAUGAAGAAGUGGCAUCUUUGAACAUGAUAAAGAGCGCCCCCGUGGGGCCAGUGGCAGGAGGAAUAAUGGGCUGUAUCAUGGUUCUUGUCUUGGCUGUUUACGCUUACAGACAUCAGAUCCACCGACGAAGUCACCAACACAUGUCACCUCUGGCUGCUCAAGAGAUGUCUGUCAGAAUGUCCAAUUUAGAGAAUGAACGAGAUGAGAGAGACGAAGACAGUCCCGAGGACCGUGGGAUAAUCAGUAACACUCCUUUUAUUGCUGCGGUAAUUGAGAGACACACACACAGCCCUGAACGCAGACGGCGAUACUGGGGCAGGUCAGGUACAGAGAGUGACCAUGGUUACAGCACCAUGAGCCCUCAGGAGGACAGUGAAAAUCCCCCCUGUAACAACGACCCCCUCUCAGCAGGUGUUGAUGUCGGUAACCACGACGAUGAUCUUGACUUGGACACACCCCCACAAACUGCUGCCCUGCUCAGCCACAAAUAUCACCACUACCGGCACUCACACACCCAUCGUCCACUUCACACACAUACACACACACACCACCUACAGGCAGCAGUCACUGUACACAGUGUGGACGCUGAAUGCUGA